AUGAGCAUUAUCUCUGAGCAUGGUUUCCGUAUGGACGGAAGACGUCCAGCACAAAUUCGCAAUAUCAACACUCGUCUCGGUUUGAACAGGAAUGCGGAAGGUAGCUGUUAUCUUGAGCAUGGAAAUACGAAGGUUCUCUGUGCUGUGUAUGGUCCAUAUGAAAGUAAAGCGUCCAAGAGGUUGGAGGAUAGAUGUGCCAUUGUUUGUCAAUACAGUACCACAACAUUUUCGGGUCUUGAAAGGAAGAAUCGUCCACGCGGAGACCGAAAGUCAACAGAAAUUAGCAGACUGCUUGAGAAAGCUUUUGAAUCUGUUAUUCUAACGGAGUCAUUUCCAAGAUCACAAAUCGACAUUUUCUGUGAAGUUAUUCAAGGAGACGGUUCAAAUUUGGCAGCUUGUGUGAACGCUACUUCGUUGGCACUUGCUGAUGCAGGAAUCCCAAUGAAAGGUAUCGCUUCAGCAGCUACAUGUGGAAUUGUGGAAACAAAGCCCAUUGUUGAUCUCACCUCAAGAGAAGAAACGGAUCUGUUGCCCAGAGUCACACUUGCGACCAUUUGUGGCCGUGAUGAAGUUAUCCUGGUGGAGCUUCAAAACCGUCUUCACAUCGAUCAUCUCUCGGUCGUCAUGGACGCCGCAAAAGCAACAUGCGCUGACGUCUAUGAAUGUCUGGCUGUUGUUGCCCAGCAACAUCUAAAAGCUUGUGCUCCCAUUUUAGGAAAUUAG
This is a messenger RNA of Caenorhabditis briggsae, 723 nucleotides long. It is a transcript of the gene Cbr-exos-4.1, whose product is annotated as Protein CBR-EXOS-4.1, isoform a. NCBI's taxonomy places the organism in Eukaryota, Metazoa, Nematoda, Chromadorea, Rhabditida, Rhabditidae. The coding region runs from base 1 to 723 and encodes 240 amino acids. The transcript is spliced from 3 exons. Gene Ontology annotation, biological process: rRNA catabolic process; nuclear mRNA surveillance; poly(A)-dependent snoRNA 3'-end processing. Gene Ontology annotation, cellular component: nucleolus; nuclear exosome (RNase complex); cytoplasmic exosome (RNase complex). The record is from RefSeq and is a predicted model, not a curated record.